AUGCACUGGCGCUGCCUUGCCCCGGCGGCCGCCGGCGCCGCCGGCGCCGCGGCGUCGGGACGCCUGCGGCAGCCUGCAAAGGCGGAGGUGGCGACAGCGGCUGUGCACGGACAGGUCUGGCCGCCGCCGAAGCUGCGUCGGCAGCGGUUCACUGUGGAAGGAGCGGCCAGGUGUAUGUCCAAGACGGCCCCGCGGGCCCUGCAGGCCCCAGUGCGCCACGACUGCGGGGACGACGCCUUCUUUUUGACCACCAACAAGAAGGAGACCAUCUCCAUGGGCAUGGCGGAUGGGGUGAGCAGCUGGUCCCGGUACGGCAUAAACCCCGCGCUCUUCGCCUGGGAUCUGAUGGUCCACUGCGAGGCCGCCUGCGAGGCUGGGGCCAGUGAUCCGGAGGAGAUCCUGGCGAACGGCUUCGAGGCGACCUUGCGGGAUGGCGCGCAGAGGUUGAUUGGGAGCAGCACGGCGUGCAUCGUGGCGCUGAACAGCAGCACCGGGCAGAUGGAGAUUGCCAACCUGGGAGACUCUGGGGCUUUGGUGGUGCAGCCGGAUGGCACAGUGAUCUUGGAGACCAAGGAGCAGCAGCAUUACUUCAAUUGCCCCUACCAGCUGGUCUGCAUCCCUCAGUCCAAGCGGACCGGCCUCAACGGCGGGGAUCUGCCGGCCAGCAGUGACAAGUACCACACCGAGGUGCGAGUGGGGGAUUUGUUGAUUCUGGCCACGGACGGCUUCUUCGACAACAUCUUUAAGGAAAACGCGGUGAAGGUGGUGACGUCCAUGGCGGGCUCUUCGUCCGCGGAGAUUGCCGAGCACCUGGUGGACAUGGCCUACAAGGCCGCCAUGUCCCACGAGGACGGCCCCUUCAGCCGAAACGCGCUGGAGCACGGCAUGCGCCACCGGGGCGGGAAGCCGGAGACCCGGCGAGGCGGAGCCGAAGGCUUGAGCAACGCGGCCUUCACGGCCAGCGCCGAGCCGUCGGAUGCCCGGACUCCGCUUGGGCGCCCCGAGGGUCGGAGCCCGGAUCCGGACACGGAAGAGAAGGAGGCCUGGCUGAAGGAAGGAGGACCGCUGUCAUGCGACUUCACCGAGGACCGCGUGGAUUGGCCCCGGCUCCUGGCGGCUCUGCAUGAGCUGGCGGCCAACCAGACGCAGUCCUUCGUCAUGAUUACGGCUGUGCAGCUGCAGGACCACUUUGAAGCCGACGCUGGGAGAGAUCUGCGAUUGGAUGGAUGCUUCUUGGGGCUAUUUACGCUGCGCCUUAUGGCGGUGCUGGUGUCCAUGAAGCACCACGCCAACUUCCCGGCGGCGGCGCAGGACUGGUUGGUGCAGCAAGGCUUCCGGCAGUUGAUGGCGUUGCCACUGGCGAUGGUGCUGGCGUCCCCCUUUGCUUACAGCCUCUUUGGAGUGCUUGCUGCCUACAGCAGGAAUGCCAGAGAGGCCUGCCCACGGCUCCAGGGCCCGCCAGCCGUGGGGGUCGGCUGGAGCUCGCCUGAUUGGGGAGCGUUGUAUUGCUUUCGCGGCUCCGUGCCAACUGCCAUGAAGCUGCUGGUAGACGUCUCCAGCGCGUGGUGCGGCGUGCAGGAGCCCGGAGCACCUGCUACUCCCGGGGAUGCCAUGGUCAGGCAGGUGCCGGACGACCAGGCCUUGGAAGUGCUCGUGCCGUUGUACGAGGCUCUGGAGGCGGAUUUGAGGGCCGGUGGUCCAUCCACGCAGCUCGCGGGGAUCGCGCAUGAGUAUUUCCAGCAAGCAGCAGUGGCCUGUGCAGAGGCGGAGGCGGCAGCUCUCUUGUCGCUCGCCUGGACGGGCCUGAUUCCGAAGCAGCUAGCGGUGAGCAAGGCGCAAGACACCAUCCAGGGCUUGACCUUCCCGCAGGCCGUCUUCAGCAGGUGGCCAGUGUGGGAGCUGAUGGCGCACUUGUCCCACGCACCGCCACGAGGCCUUACCAAAGACCUGGAGGUGUCCUCCUGCCUCAGCUUUGAGCCGUGCAAGCGAACGGUGGCCUUUUACAAGCAGCGGCGGAUUGAGCUUCUGGCGCCGGGGCUGCGUUGCCCGCCGCCCUCCGAGAAGCUGCGGCUCGCCUACAGCGAGGGCGUGCUGCUGCUGCGCAGCAACCUGUCCGAGGACUUUGUUCCGGACCAGAGAGGGAUCACCUGGAUCCCGGAGCUCCGGGUCACGGACAUCUCGAGGGUGGUGCAACGGAUGUCCGCCGAGGAAGUGGAGGCAACGUCCAGCUUCAUCGCACGGUACCUGCCGCAGCGCAGGGUGUCGGCGCUGGAGCUCCCGCUGCGCUUGGAGUGGGAGGGGGUGCAGAUCACCAGCCAGGUGCACCAGUAUGGAGAGCUACACCUGGAGCCCCAGCCGCUUUCUUCGGCCUCAAAUCCCCGACCGCCAGGGCCGUCGAUUUACCUCCUGAUCCUCGAGAGCGCCUCCCGCGCCGGGUUUGAGGCGUACUGCCCCUUGACCAUGGCGUUCCUCCGACGCCAGCGGAAGGGCGGAGCGUGGCGAGCGAAGGACCUCGGCCUCUUCCACGCCUUCCUGGGCGGCACGGUGGCGAACAUGCUGCCGGCGCUCAGUGGCUUCUCCUACGACAAAGUCAAGGAUUCAGACCGCAGGGCCACGUGGGAUUGCGACGUCGUCCUAGAUGGGAUCCCCGAGGAUCGGUUGAUUUGGAAUGUGGCGAAGAAGCACGGAUACAAGACCAUCUUCGGUGCCAGCGGCUGCAAUGGCUUUCUGGGCACGCGGUACUGCAGGAAUCGGCUGCAAGAGUUUGAUCGUGUUGCACCAUCCUUGGAAGUUGACCCGAACUGCCACAGCCAGAACGAAUGGCGCCUGAUCGUGCAAGAGAGGAAUCGAAGCCGUGGUUGCGUCGGAGAGAAGAGGCCGCAUGAGCACUUGCUGAACUACUUUCUUCGAUUUCAGGAGAUCCACGCAGAUGUUCCCAUUUUUGCCUACCUCCAUCUUGAGGCAGCGCAUGAAGCGCAAGAGGCGCUGCAGCUACUUGACAAAGCCCUACUUUCACACCUUGAGGGGCUCAGCAGGCUCCCGCCUGAGGCGCGGCCUGUGGUGGUCCUGGCGGGUGACCAUGGGCCGCCGGACAUGUGCGACGAGAGCUUCCCUUUCGUCUCAUUGUUAAUGCCUGAAGCACGCCUCCCCGUGGCUCAAGGUGCUCCCCUCGGGAGUCCUGGCGUUUCGGGGACGAAGCGGCGUGCGCACGAGGACCAAGCACGCGCUUGGCGGAGGUAUCUUUGGAACCUUGACCAGAACCGAUUCGUUAUAACAUCCUGGUUUGAUGUGUAUGCCACAUUCCGCCAGCUCAUCGGGGAUGCAGGAGAUGUCCAGAACCUUUGGCAGUGGGAUGCCCCGGACCAUCGGGCCCAGUCCUUGCUGAGCCGCAUCUCGCAGCAAAGGACCUGCACGCAGGCCGGCGUUCCAGAGUGGCACUGUGCCUGUGCCCGCAGCUGGGUUGGCUGGUGCCCGCUGUCUGAGCGUGGCAAGCGCGAGGUGGCUGAGCGUGCGCUGCAGGAGGCCCAGGACAUCCUGGAGGUCACCGCCGCCAAGUUCAGGGCCAACAUGUCCAUUUGCCGUCCCCAGAGGCUCGAGAAGGUGCUGUCCUGCGAGUCGCAGCUCAACACCCUCCAGCGGCUUCAGCUGGGGACGAAGAGGGAGUCGUGA
Messenger RNA from Effrenium voratum, 3669 nucleotides. Lineage: Eukaryota; Dinophyceae; Suessiales; Symbiodiniaceae. The record is from the annotation of a GenBank genome assembly.